This is a messenger RNA of Plasmodium coatneyi, 1293 nucleotides long. RefSeq lists its product as uncharacterized. NCBI's taxonomy places the organism in Eukaryota, Apicomplexa, Aconoidasida, Haemosporida, Plasmodiidae. Bases 1 to 1293 code for a protein of 430 amino acids. Gene Ontology annotation, cellular component: mitochondrion. Gene Ontology annotation, molecular function: GTP binding; GTPase activity. The transcript has a single exon. The record is from RefSeq and is a predicted model, not a curated record.
AUGGGGAAGGGAACUGGAAAGGAUGGGGGCAGCUCAUCCAUCAGUGUGUGGAAAAAGGAACUCGGGCCGAAGUUAGAGGAUGUGUUUCUAAGAACCAGCUUAGAGCGUGCAAAGAAUGGGGAAGGAAACAAGCCAAUGAGUGUCCACCCCAACGGGGUGAUCAACCGCGGAACCCCCCUCGAUGGUAAUAAUGGUAGUAGUGGCAGUGAUAGUAUGACCACCCUGGAGGGAGGAGAAAGACGGGUGAGCCGCAGAUUUACCAAUUUCGUAUGCAGAGACGAAUUCAUAUUCGACGCAAACAUUACGUGCUUCCCAAACUACAUGCACAAGUCCUCCCUAAGCAUAAAAAAAAAAAUAGACGUCUGUGAUCUGAUCAUUGAAGUGAGAGACGCCAGGCUACCCUUCACUAGCACGAACGACUUCAUCAUGGAGAGCAUAGAAAAAAAGAGCAAAGACAAAAAACGCAUCAUUAUUCUGAACAAAGCAGAUUUAAUCCCCAAGAAAGUAGCCCUAAAUGCAAAAAGCAUAAUAGAGGAAAAGACAAAACAUAUGUGCCUGUUGACGUCAGCCAAAUUUAAUAAAAGCAUCUCUAAAAUUAGGGACCUGUGUAGAGAAAUGAAGCCCCAAUUUAGGAGCCUCGGAUUAUUUACCUUACUAGUGGGAUUACCCAACGUUGGCAAGUCCAGCAUUAUUAACUCCUUUAAGGAUGUGACGCAUAAUUUAGCCAAGUAUGGACAUAAAAAUAACAAGAUCGCCUUCGAAGUGAAUAGGAAGAGAGCCAAGACGAACGUCCUUGCGGGGACUACUCAGAUGGUCGACACGUAUAAGGUUUCAAACAACCCCCUGCUCUACUUUAUUGACACCCCGGGGAUUUAUUUACCCAAAAUGGAAGACAAAGAAAUUAGCCUCAAGUUAUGUGCCAUAGGAAAUGCCCUCGAAUACAAGUACGACCACAUGUAUGUAGGAGACUACAUUUUGUAUACUCUAAAUAAGAGGAUGAAUUUUAACUACGUUAAGAUUAUCGGCUUGGAAGAACCAACCAAUGAUAUUCGUUUUGUCUGCAAUGUUAUUGCAACCAAGUUGAACCUGUGUAGGAAUUAUAAGUACCUAGACAUGAAUGGUGGCUGCCGUUAUUUUAUAGAUAUGUUUCGCUUGGGGCUGUUUGGGCGCAUUUGCCUGGACAAUGUGCCCCGCUCUACAGACGACUUUGUCACCUACUUUGACUUCAAUUCUGCGGAACCUCCCGCCGUCGACGCGUGUGCGGGACCCGCGCCAUUCCGCGGACUACUAUAG